Symbiodinium sp. CCMP2592 is the source of this 2289-nucleotide messenger RNA. The record is from the annotation of a GenBank genome assembly. NCBI's taxonomy places the organism in Eukaryota, Dinophyceae, Suessiales, Symbiodiniaceae.
AUGGGCGCUCGGCCUGGGCCUGCAGUUCCGGCAAAUGUCCUCACCAAAGCGUUUUCGGAGUUUCUCACCAAAUGUUUCGGUGGCUCCGCGUGGCUUGCCGAUGUCAAGCCUGACGAUCUUCAACAGUUUGCAGGUGCGGCAUGGGCUCUGGAUUCCGGAGCCAGCCAGUUCUGCAUCAUGGGCGACAAUGCCGACGAUGCCGUUUGGGAGACAAUGCAAAGUGCAGACUGCGAUAUCGACACAGGCGCUGGCACGGCUCGGCCAACAGCUACUAGUAUGGUGGAUGCCAUGGUUCCGCAUCUCGGGCAUCGCUCGGCUAUGGUGAUGCCGGACUCUAAAAUCAACAUGGCGUCGAUGGGCGAAACUUGCGCCGAGCUGGGGUAUCAUUUAUACUGGCCCGCAUGGUCUGAGCAGCCAAAUUUCUGGCGCGACGGUGUUUCCAGCGAGGUGCCGCUCACCAUGGUCAAUCGCGUCCCGUUUCUAUUGAGCGCAGUCGAUGCUGGUCCAGCAAGCUUGAGUGAGGCUGCAAGCGACGCAGACUUGAACGAUUUCUUCGCUCACAUGUUUCGGGAGUUCUGCUUGACGCGGAUCAACAUUGCUUGGCUCACUACCCAAAGGACCCCACCUGCGAAGUGUGCUUGCCAGCAAAAAUGUGUCGAGCUCCAGCGGCUCGCAAAAAGCAAGCUGUCGAAGAUGACAAGCACACAGCUCGAGUUCACGGGGAACGAAUUCACUGUGAUCUUGUCGGCUUCCGAAGCCGCUGCCGCUUUCGACGACAUGUAUGGGAACCAGUCAGUGUCUUCAGUCCGGACGGACAAUGGUGGCGAGUUCCAGGGCGAGUUCGCCGCCAAACUCAAGGAACAUGAGAAGUUUGCAUCUCGUGGACGGCUUGGUGUGGUGUUGGGGUAUAGCCGCUUGCAGUCAUACUACGUCCUGGAUUUCGAACAUUACGUCGAGACGACGGGCGAGGCCCGGAUUGUGCACACACGUGAUGUGCGCUUCUCCCCUCAGGUGCGCUGGCCAUUUCACGAGCUGGGCAUGGACAACCCUGAUGCGGCAUACUGGGCCCAACGUUGGUUCGAGCCGGAGGUGUUGCAACCAACGCCCGUUGCUGGAGAUGACGACCGAUGUGUGCUUUGCGGCUUGUGGGCCACUGAUGCGGACAUCCACUGCCGUGGAUGUUUGUUUGGCGGUGGUCGUCGUCGGCAUGUGGAUGGUCCCGGCUGCCUUCGCGCUCGAUGUGGUGGUCAUGCGUUCCUUGACGUUCAGCCCCCUCCGGACUCGCCCGAGACGAGCAUGGACUAUUCCCCAAGCACUCCACGCAGCCGUGAUGGGGGCGUCAUCGACUCCUCCAUGGAUUCGUCAAGCUCCAGGUUUUCGACAUCGCAUGACGCACACGAUGAUGAUGACAUGGGCCCACCGCCUGACGAUGAAGGCGAUGGACGUUGCCAUACGGAUGCCUCGCCACGCAGGCCGCGCUGGCGAGGGGACUUGUUCGCUGAUGCACAAAUGCCUCCCGAACACAAUUAUGGCCCUUAUUUCGAUGACAGCAUGGAUAGUGAGUGGCCUAGUGCCGCCUCGCCCCGACUUAGCGCCAUCAACUCCGCUGUCAAACCGGGUUGCCGCCGAUCUUACAUCUUCGUCCGGGCGAUCUCGGUCCCACCGCGGGUCGCAUCCAUCGGAUGCGGACUCGGAGUUGGAUCACACCCAUCAGAUGCGGAUUCGGAGCGAUCCAGGCCGGCUUCCAGCAGCCACAAUCGGACCAGCACGGAGUUACGGUCAGACGGCAUACACAGUUCGGACGCUGAUUCGGAGAGAUCGCAGCAACCAACCAAUGAUCGCGACAAUGCAGCUAUUUCCUCCACGGGGACGUUUGAAAGCGAUCGAUCUAAGCUCAGCACAAUUGUUCGUGGUGGGACGGUUCUCACAACGCCUGCAGCACUUAGGUUUGAACAGGAGCUGGACAAGCUGACAACUGAGCUGGGGAAGAUGUUCGCUUGCGUCACCAAGAUCGUCAAACGAAGAGAUCCAGAGUGGGACACAAACGCUGCGCGUGAAGCUAUCCGCAAAGAGGCGGCAAACCACGCGUCGAAGCGGACUUGGGAAACCGCUGUGGCCAAGUACGGCCCUGAUGUGGAGUACGUGCAGGCAAACCUCAUCUUGGGGAUCAAGCAUUACGAACUCGAUCAAUCCCAGCACCGAUUCAAAGCUCGCAUAGUCGCACUCGGGGACAACGUUCGCGACACUUGUGGGGGAAGACCAAUUGCACGGUCGACCCAUCACGCUUGA